CAACAUGGUCGAUUAAUAUGACAUUUAUGUAUUCGUUCAAUUUCAUGUUUGACAUUUAUAAUACAACUGUAUGUGAAUUAUGUAGAGUUAUAAAAAGUGGAAUAACAACAAAAUAUUCACGUCGAUUACAGUCUACGAUUAUGUUCUCAUUAACUCUAGUAUCGCCUGACCAGUUUCUUACAGAAACCGAUAGUGAGGACCACCGUGAAACAUGAAAAUUACAAAUAUACUACUCGUUACUUUAUCACUUCUGCUAGUUCGAGCACAAGCGGACAUUAAACGAGAGUGUCGCCGGCAAACGAAUGUUUCUUGGGCAUCCUUAAAGCUACUAAAGGCUGGAAACAUUGAACAAAAUGAUAUGAAAUUAAAAUGUUAUUUGAGAUGCUUUAUGAUAAAAAGUGGUAUUCUUAACGAGAAUAACAAUGUAGAUGUUGAAAAAGCCCUGCGUCAUCUCCCGCGCAGUAUGCAAGAGUCAUCGAAAAAUAUUCUUAAUCGAUGUAAAUCAAUUCAAGCGGAGAAUCCUUGCGACAAAGCUUUUCAAAUAGCCACGUGUUACGUUAGAGCGCAACCUGAUAUCUUGAAAAGUGUAUCGUUUAUUUAAAAUUAAUGUUUUGAUAGACAUAUGCAAAGUGUCCUGAAAAAUAUAAAUAAGAAUAAUAGUAUCAAGUAGCUAUAUGUAUAUGUAGAAACGUUA
This is a messenger RNA of Vollenhovia emeryi, 694 nucleotides long. It is a transcript of the gene Obp14, whose product is annotated as general odorant-binding protein 83a-like. The transcript has 5 exons. Bases 212 to 601 code for a protein of 129 amino acids. Lineage: Eukaryota; Metazoa; Arthropoda; Insecta; Hymenoptera; Formicidae. The record is from RefSeq and is a predicted model, not a curated record. Gene Ontology annotation, biological process: sensory perception of smell. Gene Ontology annotation, molecular function: odorant binding.